AUGUCUUUGAACGUCGACGAAGGACGUCGUCGAGGACGCUCAAAGUCCCCAGGCCGCUACGUGGCUGAGGAUCGCGAGGAAUCUCAUCGCGAGCGCGAGCGCGACCGUGAACGCGAGCGACCAAUGUACGAUACACGUGAGUCGAGCUACGCUUACGCCGAGGAUGACCUAGACGACUAUCCUCGCCGUCGUAGGGACGAUAGGGACGAUAGGGACAGAGGUAAUGACUACCGAUCCCCCACAAGUCCGCGUCAGUCGUCGGGUGCUUUGCCGUACCCGCCGCCGUCCGGUCGCGGUGGUGUCCCUUAUCCCGGCGAUUCUUCGAGCGCCCUCGCCAUGCCGGGUGCAUUCGACUUCAAGGACGACAAGCCGCAGCGAUCCGACUAUCGUACCGUGUCUCCUCCACCUGACUCAGCCUACCGUAGCUCCAAGGAGAAGGUGGACGCUGGCCGUGAUUCUCGAGUACGGUAUUCUUAUUAUCGUGACGAUGAGAGGUCUUCUCCUCGUCCAGAGAAGAAGGGCCGAGAAUUCGGCGCUGAUGAUAUAUUGUCCAAGUUCCUCCCGCAGAAGUAUAGGCCCGUUGAGAAGAAGAGCGAGCCGCCGCAGCGACGUCGAAGAGAUGACUCCGACUCCGAUUCCGACGACGAGUCCGACGACACUGACGUCGACGACCGCCGCCGUCGUCCUGCUGAAGACUAUGACAAGUACGGCCGUCGCCGAAAGGAAAGCGAUGCCGACGAACGGCGACACCGUUUCCAAUUGCGAGGACCGUCUCCUCCCUCGAAUAAAGCCCAGAAGAAGGCUGAAAUCGAAGAAGGACUUGCCUAUGGGAAAAUGGCCGGGGAAGAGUUGUCGCUGCGUGACACCAUUCGCCAAUCAACCCAAGCAUUCACUAGAAAGGAGCAGGACUUGCUGUCUAAGUAUGGCUAUUCUGGCCACGAUUCCGGAUACCCACCGGAGAAGAAAACUGCCAGGUUUGAGCGCGACCAUGAGCGGGAGCGGGAGCGGGACAAGGACCCUCGACGGUCCUCGUCCAAUGUCCUAACUGUCGACCAGGCAGACAGGCGGCGCGACAGGUCUCCUGCGCCGCCGACCAACAAGAUGUCGUCUCUGUCGGUAAACACAGGACACCAUUCGUUCAACAUGUCUCUUGCUGCAGCGCCUCCGUCGCCGCUUCUCGAGUCAUACCAUGGAACCUACCAAUCGUGCUCCCCCAUGCCGUCUCCGCUGAUGCUCCCUCAACAUGACGGGAACGCCAUUAUUGAUGUGGCUCCUUUGAGUCCCGAUGGCGAUGAUGCAAGGAUCAACCGUAGAGCUCGUUUCCACGUGCCCGAGGUCGUGGCUGAGAAGAUGGCCAAUGCACUCAAGGGCGACCGAAGGGCUCCCGACACUGACGUCCUCAUCCAGAUCCUGCCGGGCCUCAGCCACGAGGAGGUGAUGGAGCUCCGCGCCCAGUACAAGGCCCUCGUCAAGGCCGGAACGGAACGCAAGGGCGUCAACGUGGCGAAGCACAUCCGAUCGCGCCUCAGGGACGAGGAUCCUAACCUCAUGAAGGCGUGCUACGCCACGGCUCUGGGUCAGUGGGAGAGCGAGGCUUACUGGGCAAACUAUUGGUACCAGGGCGAUAAGACCAGGCGCGAGCUGCUGAUCGAGUCGCUCAUGGGCAGGACCAACACGGAAAUUCGGUUGAUCAAGGAUGGAUUCCACGAUAAGAAGUACGGCGAUAGCUUGACUAGGUGCAUGAAGACGGAGCUCAGGGAAGAUAAGUUCAAGAAGGCGGUGUUGCUUGCGCUUGGCGAGGAGCGCAUGGAGGAUGUGGACUCGUAUGGCCGGCCUCUUGAGGUGAACAUGAAGUUGGUUGACCAGGACGUCGAGGAUUUACGACAUGCUGUGAAGUCUGAGAAGGGUGGCGAGACCCUCAUGAUUUCGAUUGUGGUUCUGAGAAGCGAUGCGCACUUGAGGGAGGUACUCAGGGAGUACUCGCACCAUUAUAAGUCUAACUUUGCCCGCGACGCACUCAAGAAGAGCACUAACCUAGUGGGCGAAGUGCUCGCCCACAUCCUAAACGGAGUCAUCAACAAGCCCGUCCGCGACGCCCUCCUCCUCCACCACGCCCUCACAGCCUCCCGCAAAGACGACCUCCGCCGCGAGCUCCUCACCUCGCGCCUCGUGCGCUACCACUGGGAUCGCCGGCACAUGGAGGCCGUCAAGCGCGCCUACCACCAGCGCUACGGGCGCGAGCUGCAGGACGCCAUCAAGGACGCUACGAGCGGCCAGUGGGGCUUGUUCUGUCGCGAGCUGUGCAUCACGCGCAUGCCGAACGACGUUAGGCGCGUGGAGAGGCUGACGGUUGAGGGGCCUGAGAGGGGUAAGUCGCGGGAGAGGUCGAGUACGCUGGAUGUUGCAAAGCCGGAGAGGGGCAAAUCGAGGGAGAGGUCUAGGGAGAGGUCGAGUACUUUGGAGGUCUCGAGGCCGGAGCGGGGGAAGUCGAGAGAGAGGUCGAGGGAUAGGCGUCGGGAUAGAGAUUAG
Messenger RNA from Scedosporium apiospermum, 2529 nucleotides. RefSeq lists its product as uncharacterized. The transcript is spliced from 2 exons. NCBI's taxonomy places the organism in Eukaryota, Fungi, Ascomycota, Sordariomycetes, Microascales, Microascaceae. Bases 1 to 2529 code for a protein of 842 amino acids. Gene Ontology annotation, cellular component: cytoplasm. Gene Ontology annotation, molecular function: calcium ion binding; calcium-dependent phospholipid binding. The record is from RefSeq and is a predicted model, not a curated record.